AUGUUCGUUGUUUUCGGUGUGUUUUAUCUUGCCCUUACUUUUUUUCCACAUGAAUCAAUACAACAAGAACCAUUACCAUAUACAUUGGGUUAUCGAUCAUCAUUUAAGUUUCAUCAAAAUUGCACUAUUAAUCUUCUUAUUUCGGCACCGCAUGGUGGUAAUGUAACACCUUCUGAUGUACCAAAUCGAACACAAGGUUGUCUUCGUAUGUCAGGCCCGAAUGCUGGAAAUUGUACAUGGUUUUACAAUGAUACAUGUGUUGAUGGUACACGUUGUAAUGCAACAACUGUCAAAGAUGCGCAAAGUGAUGAAUUUGCUGAAAAUGUAGCAAAUGAAUUGAAUAGAACAUGGGGAUAUAAACCAUCAGUUAUUAUUGCCAAAUGGAGUCGUAAGAAAGUUGAUUUUAAUCGAGAAAUUAAUGAAGCAACAUUCAAUCAUCCUGAAGCUAUAGCUGCUUAUCAAGGUUAUCAUUCAUUUAUCGAUCAAUCUAUUAAUCAAAUAAAUGCAACUUUUGGUAGAGGUCUUCUCAUCGAUAUUCAUGGUCACGGAGAUGGAAAUUAUACUAUGGUUGGAUAUCUUUUGACUGGUGCACAACUUAAUCGAGACAAUCUUAAUACACUAUCAGUAACAACAUCGAUUGAACCAUUGUGUGGAUCGAAUAGAAACGAAUGUAUUCGUGGAAAUUCUUCGUUUGGCACAGCACUUGAACGUAAUGGACUUGAUGUUGUAUAUCCAUCGCUUGCUAAUCCAAAACCUGGCAGUAUUGAUUUUCUUUCUGGUGGAUAUAUAACAUCUAACUAUAUUUCAAGAAUUAAUGCCAUUCAAACUGAAUUACCUAAUUGGAUGCGUACAGCAAAUAAUCGACUCGAUAACGCCCGAAAAUAUGCACAAGCUAUUGUUGAUUAUAUGCAAACGAACCAUUUAUUACGAAGUUCUUCCACUAGAUAA
Molecule: messenger RNA, 948 nt
Organism: Rotaria sp. Silwood1
Lineage: Eukaryota; Metazoa; Rotifera; Eurotatoria; Philodinida; Philodinidae
Source: the annotation of a GenBank genome assembly